CUUUUGCAAAGGAAGCUUUCACUCAGGUUGGUUUGGAGUGGUCUAGUUGUAGUAUAGCAUCAGUGUGGGGUUUUUUUGCUUUUCCAUCCUCUGUGCUGUUGUCAGAAAGUAACCAUGAAAGAAGAAAUUGCCGCCACUGUUGUGUUCCUGACAAUGCUGGUGAAAAAGCACAAGCAGCUGAGCAAGCAGAAAAUUGAAAAAUUUGCAGCUAAAUUAACAACUAUAUUAUUUGCAAAAUAUAAGAAUCAUUGGUAUGCUGAAAACCCAAUGAAAGGACAAGCCUUCCGCUGUAUAAGGAUUAACACGUACCAAGCUAUAGACGCAGUCUUUGAGAAAGCAUGUGCUGAAAGUAACGUGGACUUCAAUGACCUUGGCCUGCCAAAGGAGAUGACUAUAUGGGUUGAUCCAUUUGAAGUGUGCUGCAGGUAUGGGGAAAAAAAUGAUCCCUUUACAAUUGCAAGCUUCAAAGGGAAAGAUGGCUAUAAUGCACCUAAAAGAAUUAGCCAUGCUGUUGAGAAGGCAACAUCUGAUUAUUAUUCAGGCACCUCUUCUGAUGAAGAACUGACCAACAAAGAGCCAAAGACUAUUCCUAAAGUUAGCAAUCCCAACAGUAUUUACCAGUGUGCAGACUACUCUCAAGCCAUUCCAUCUUGGUCCCAGUAUCCUCGCAGAAAGAACUAUCAGAAUAAUGGGUAUCCUCAGAAUCCACCUAUGCCCUAUUAUCCACAACAAAAAGCUUACAAAGCCUUCAGACAGUCUUCUGCCUUUUCAGGCCCUCGUGUUGAUAGAUACCAUUGGGUGAACAUGAAACGCUCAGCCAUAUCAUAGCACUUACUGUAUUUGUUUUUAACGCAUGAAAUGUUUUUAUGAAGAACUUUUAAAUUAUUUUAUAUGUAUGUUUGUCAUGCUCCAAACUAGCCAAUGGCUAUUUAAAAAAAAAAUAAAAAAAAAUUAAGUAGCUUGUUUUAUUAA
This is a messenger RNA of Xenopus laevis (African clawed frog), 972 nucleotides long. RefSeq names its product BTG family member 4 L homeolog (gene btg4.L). Gene Ontology annotation, cellular component: nucleus; cytoplasm. The transcript is spliced from 5 exons. NCBI's taxonomy places the organism in Eukaryota, Metazoa, Chordata, Amphibia, Anura, Pipidae. The coding region runs from base 115 to 828 and encodes 237 amino acids. The record is from RefSeq and is a predicted model, not a curated record.